Microdochium trichocladiopsis is the source of this 1179-nucleotide messenger RNA. Its product is annotated as replication protein A 32 kDa subunit. The transcript has 2 exons. The coding region runs from base 328 to 1074 and encodes 248 amino acids. Gene Ontology annotation, biological process: nucleotide-excision repair; DNA replication; double-strand break repair via homologous recombination. Gene Ontology annotation, cellular component: chromosome, telomeric region; site of double-strand break; nucleus. Gene Ontology annotation, molecular function: DNA binding. Lineage: Eukaryota; Fungi; Ascomycota; Sordariomycetes; Xylariales; Microdochiaceae. The record is from RefSeq and is a predicted model, not a curated record.
GAGCAAGACGCGUCGUCUCAUGCCCCACCAAGGAAGUCGAACUUGUCUGCUCACUGUCAACACAACACCAACGCCGCUGAGGAACUAGCACCCCGGCACCGCUUGCACAUAUCGAUCCACGACCAGGAAAGCAGCUGCUGGUCGCCGUAUUUCCAACGAAAACUUGUUUUCCCUGACUACAAGCAUAGAGCACUGAAUCAUGGCCGGUUCGUUGUCAAAAGCCAGUGCUCCGUUGCUGUGAGCUGGUCGCUAACUAUCCCAGAUUACGGCGGUGGCUACUCGACAACUUCCUACGGGAAUGGUGGAGGCGAAGGCGGCGGCGGCUUCAUGUACGGUGGCUCCCAAGGUGGCAGCCAAGGCGGUCAGAAGAACUUCGCCGAUGAAUCAUUACGGCCAGUCACCAUCAAGCAGAUCAUUGAUGCUGAACAAGGCGCCCCAGAAGACCCCUUCCGGAUCGACGGGCAAGAAGUCACACAGGUCACCUUUGUCGGCAUGGUGCGCUCGAUAUCCCCACAGACGACAAACAUCACGUACAAGAUCGAUGAUGGCACUGGCAUCAUCGAGGUGAAGCAGUGGCUCGACAGCGAUAAGCAGGACGAGGCGUCCUCCAAGGCCGACAUCCCUCUCGACAGUUACGUUCGCGUCUGGGGCCGAGUUCGCAAUUUCAACAGACGGCAUGUUGGGGCUCAUGUCAUCAAGCCCGUCCAGGACUUUAACGAGGUGAACUAUCACCUCCUGGAAGCCACUUACGUCCAUCUCUUCUUCACAAAGGGCGGGCUGCCCAGCGCUGGUGGUGCAAAUGGCUCAGGCGGCGACAGCAUGUUCGUCGACAACGACUCGUACGGCAACAGUGGUGGAAAUGCCAGUUUGGCUGGCAUGUCUGCCAAUGCCCGUAAGAUGUUCCAGUGGCUGCAGAACGCGGAAGGCGGCAACGAAGGUGUCAACUUGCACAUGAUUGCGCAGGGUGCUCGCAUGUCCGUACCGGACGUCAUGGCUGCCUCGGAGGAGCUGAUAGGUCCUGGGUUGAUCUACACGACUGUUGAUGACGAGACUUUUGCUAUUCUCAGCUACUGAUAAGCGGAGACGGAGUCGGCACAUAAUUAAGAGUAUAGAAAUGCGAUCAAAACUGGCGAGGACCCAAGCCGGAUUCUGACGUUCUUAAACCAACAUUUUGUCUCG